AUGCAGAGAAUAUUAGACAAACACCACUUCAGAAACAAACAGAAAGAGAUAGAAUACAUUUCGAAGAAAUUGCAAUCUUACGAUUGGAAGACUUACCCUCAUAGAUGUCUUCUUAUCUUAGAUGAUUUCGCCUCUCAUCCUUUGUUAAAGAACAGAGAACAAGAUAUGUGUCGAAUUCUUAAGAAGCUCAGACACUUUAACAUCUCAGUUGUCAUUUGUGUACAGACAGCAAAGAGUUUAAGUAAGGAUGUUAAAAGAAUACUUACUGACAUAAUACUUUUCCCCAGAUUGUCCGAAGACGAUUUCAUGGAACUUAUGAAAGAGUCCAUGGCAGGUAAGUUUGACAGACACCAAUGA
This is a messenger RNA of Trichomonas vaginalis G3, 357 nucleotides long. Its product is annotated as protein of unknown function, DUF4106 family. Bases 1 to 357 code for a protein of 118 amino acids. Lineage: Eukaryota; Parabasalia; Trichomonadida; Trichomonadidae. The record is from RefSeq and is a predicted model, not a curated record. The transcript has a single exon.